GCAAGAUGAAACAGCUAGAAUGAGUCCACAGACGGCUGGUACGGGGCUAGCUAGCUAUGAACCUGCUUCCCAAUCACCGCUCCAGAGACGCAGGGCCUCGUGGUCGAGUUAUGCCGAUAGGCCCACAAAAGCUCUGCGCUGCAAUGGGUUUGUCCUCGAUGAAGAAGAUGUCAGAGAGGCCAGGAAUAUUAAUGGCGGUAUUGUUGUCGCUUAUCUCUGUCGCUGGACGCACAACGGGCAGGAAUGCGGCAUGCACGUUAUGGGCGAUCGCACGCGAUUUGCAAGGCAUAUACAGAGGUGGCACAGGACACACGUGGCACAAAGUCAGAGGCAGGUCCCUUGUCGCUGGGGCGGCUGUGGCAAGGAAAUGAAGAGAGAGAACGUUGUCCGACAUCUCAUCGUCACCCAUCUCAAGAUGAAAUGGCGCUGCUCGGUGUGUCGCACCAAGCUAUCUCGCGAUGAUGCCUCUGCGAGGCAUUUCGAACGCGUGAAAUCCUGCAGGCAUGGUGUUGCUACAGUUGAAAGAGGCCCGGAAGCGCAGGAGGUGAAUGUUUCCGAAGGGGUCGAGUUCUAAUCAAACCUCACAUUAAUUGCUUGGCGAGUUUGGUGGGUCAUCAUUUCAAGCGAACGAUGAUUCUAUAUAUGCCACACGGACAGCGUUGGCUAAUAUUUGUGGUUCCU
Molecule: messenger RNA, 681 nt
Organism: Suillus clintonianus
Lineage: Eukaryota; Fungi; Basidiomycota; Agaricomycetes; Boletales; Suillaceae
Exons: 1
Coding region: 20-574 (184 amino acids)
Source: RefSeq, a predicted model, not a curated record